UAAUACUGUUGGCUAUCCAGUCAAAAUGCAGCGCUCGGAGGAAGAAAGAUUUUACAUGACAUGCAGGGCUGCUUAUCUUUCUGUACUUAGAUCCAGUUUGGUAAACAUGACUUCAAAAGAGCAGCUGUGCACAGUUCUUCAGCAAGCAGGUAGAAAUCCAUCUCAGAAGGCUUUGGACAAAUAUUGGCCCCCUGGAACUAAGAAGCUGAAUUUUGAUGACUUUUGUGAGAUACUCAAGCAAGAAAAACCAGCUGAGUCAGACCAGCUUAUGAGAAUUUUUAAGAAAUUUGAUAUAAAUUGUGAUGGAUACAUCUCACAUGAUGAGCUCAGCAAAGUUCUUACUUCAAUGGGAGAAAAAAUGUCACCUAAGGAAGUGGAUGAAAUCUUUUCUCUAGCAGAUGUUAACAAAGACGGAAAGUUAGACUAUGCAGAGUUCUGCAGGCUUCUUGAGUCUACAGUAGAGCAGAAUCAGACUGCAGCAUUGGAAAAGCUUGAAGCUGAUGCCAGACUGAAGAGGCAGAACUUUGGCAACCAGAUGGACAGCUCUCCACAGAGCUUAGAGUCCCAACCAGCCCCAGAGAUACAGCCCAGAACACAGCCGGACAUCACACAGAGGAAAGAUAAUCGAGAAUCGAAUCGAAGUCCAUCAGCUCGCAGUCGCAGGUCAUCUCUAUCCACUAACAUCACUAUGGGUACUGGCAGUAGCAAGACAAGCAGACUUGGAGAUCCCAAAUCUCUGCAGAAUUGGCAUCAUACACUUAUGAAAGGCUGUUUUUAUUUGGAAGAAGAUGGAACGAUAGUUUCCCUCCAGUAUCGCUUGCAUAUCCCAAAGACAACCAAUGUUCACCUGACCAUACAGCCCCUUAACCUAAGCCAGAUUCCUGAGAAGCUUUCCACAUGGAUGUGUGUGGACACAGCUCUGUAUGUGGUGACGGGGAACGAGACCAAAGAAGAUUCAACCUUAGUUUGCUUUACUGAAUUGAGAGAUAAGGAGAGGUUUGUGUGGAGGGGAGAGCUCAAUGCCGGCUCAUAUCUCCUCCUGCCAUUUACCACUGGUUGCAGACUAAUGAAGAGGACAAGGAAGACCACCAAUAAAACCGCUCAGCUAGUCAGCCGUACCCUGUCUGGAGAGCUGGAACUAACCAAAGAGUUCAAGGUGGCAUUGUCUGACAUCUUUGAUGUGAUAGAUUUGGAUGGAAAUGGUCUGUUGAGCCUUGCGGAGUAUAACUUCUUUGAGCAGAGGACCAGUGGAGAGAAAUGUGAUGAGGAGGCCUGGGCCAUCUGCAAAGAGAACUUUGAUACAAAGAAAAAUGAGUUAACAAGACAAGGCUUCCUGGAGCUCAAUCUGAUGGAAGCAAAUGAUCGUGAGGGUGACCCCAGGGAUUUGUGGCUCACCCUGGAGGCCAUGGGUUAUAACGGCAGCUUAGAAAUGGUGGAGGCCUGCCCGUUUGUCAUUGAAGUCUACUGUGAAGAUGCCAAAGCAACUCUACAGCCAGUUCAUCUGGCUUCUGGGAUUAAAAUGUUGAAUUCAGCUGUACAGAGGUCUAUCACUUCCAAAGCAGAGGCCAAAUCUCUUAAGGGCCAUGACAGCGUCUUGGUUUAUACGUACAAAGGAGAGAGCAGAAUUUCAUCAGUCAUAGCUAAUAAGUCCAAUCAGAAGGUGACAGUGCACAUAAACAACGAGCAGAGUAAGAACUGUGUGAGCAGCAGGGGCAUGAGUGUAUUCGCCGUGGAGGUUCCUGGCAGGACUAAAAUGGUGUGUCAACAUGUCUUGCCGAUAACUGAUCAACAGGAGUGGACCUACAGCUGCGUUGAAAGCAUCAUACCAAGUCUGUAAAUGCAGCAGUUACUUUGAGAUUUCUUUCGAAUGAAGUCACAAAUAAUGUAUAGUGGAUGUAAAAUAAAUUCAAUCGUUUUGCUAGUUAAGUGUUCACAAAUUAUGUGUACAAUUAAAGGAUUAGUCCAUUUUCUUAAAAAAAAAAAAAAAAACAGAAAAUUUACUCA
Messenger RNA from Misgurnus anguillicaudatus (oriental weatherfish), 2004 nucleotides. NCBI's taxonomy places the organism in Eukaryota, Metazoa, Chordata, Actinopteri, Cypriniformes, Cobitidae. The record is from RefSeq and is a predicted model, not a curated record.